Messenger RNA from Cyanistes caeruleus (blue tit), 2431 nucleotides. RefSeq names its product protein C, inactivator of coagulation factors Va and VIIIa (gene PROC). The record is from RefSeq and is a predicted model, not a curated record. Gene Ontology annotation, cellular component: extracellular region. Lineage: Eukaryota; Metazoa; Chordata; Aves; Passeriformes; Paridae. Gene Ontology annotation, biological process: negative regulation of blood coagulation; blood coagulation; proteolysis. Gene Ontology annotation, molecular function: serine-type endopeptidase activity; calcium ion binding.
UUAAUUAAUGUGGCAGAAGAUAAUUGCAAAAAAUUUACUGCCCCACUCGGUGUGUCAUUACUGAAUGUUAGACUGCCUUCUCAGGGCUGCCAUCCUCUUGGUUUGAUUUAACGACCUAAUGGAUCUCAGAAGAUGGAAUGGAUUGGGAGGAAGGUGUACUGUGAAGAUCUCUACCAAUGAGUUUAAAUAAAAAUAUGAAUAGCUGUGCACCCCCUUGCUGGGCCUGGAGUAGCUUGAGGUGUCUAAUUCUCAUGUGGGCACAAUGAAAAGGUCCUGAGACUGGAAAGUGACACUCCAUGUUGAUAACAGCUAAGAGUCAUGGCAGUUCUCCAGCAACUUCUGUCUGAAGAGCUCUAGCAUUUUGCUGGCUUCCCCAGUGACCUGGGAGUGUUUUUCUUUACAAGAAAGGGAGAGCUGGGGCCAUGUGCAUAUGACCUAGAAGAGCCCUUUGGUUGACUUCAUGGUCAGUUGUGACCUAUGGCUUUUCUUCAUGGGAGCAGGGAAGGGGGUGGCCUUAGCCCUCAUGUCCUCCAUGAGCAGGUUGGUUUGCACUGAUGGGCUACUCCAGGGGAGGAGUUGGAGCCCCAGCAGCACUCCCAGGUGUGAGCAGAUCCCAACCAGGGAAGUCACAGGCUGGGAGGAAUUCGAUAUCUGCACAGGUUGUCAAAUUCUUCUUGUUCUCAGGCUGCAAACUGGAUUCACAGCAGCACCUUCCAGCAGCACACAGGUUCUCCGUGGAGAGUUGUUCUUGCCUUUCUGGCAAUUACCUUUUCUGCUUACCAGAGAAUCAAAAGGAAAAAGGGUUUGAGAAAGGCAGAGUGGGUGCCUCAGCUAUUUCACUUUUCUCCUGUAUGCAGGUAAAUGGUCAAGCUCUCCCUCAGCACUGUUUGUUUAACAACUAAAAAGAAAGCACUUUAUGUCACUCCAAAGAGUAAAUAUCUGAAGUUAUGGAUUAACUAAGUUCCAGCAGAGCUCAUGGAGGAAGAACAGAUCACGCCGAUUCCCACUGAAUAAAGCAGUGACUCCUGCUGCAGGAUGUGGAAGCUCCUCACUGUGGGGCUGCUGCUGGCUGCUUGCUCUUCAUGGGGCUUUGGCGCCUCAAUAUUUUACAGCAGUAAAGAUGCAAACCAAGUCCUGAGAAUCCAGAAGCGGGCAAACACUUUCCUGGAGGAGCUCAAGCCAGGCUCAAUGGAGCGUGAGUGUGUUGAAGAGAUGUGUGACUUUGAGGAGGCCAGUGAGAUAUUUGAAACCAGGGAAGCAACACUAAGUUUUUGGACCAAGUAUGUAGAUGGAGAUCAGUGUGAGAAACACCCUUGUUCCAAUGGGAUCUGCAAGGACGAUAUUGGAAAAUUUUCCUGCAUCUGUAACAAAGGCUGGGAGGGGGUUUUGUGCAGCUAUGAGGUCAAAUACAGCAACUGUUCUGUGGAUAACGGGGGCUGUGAACAUUUCUGCAGGGAGGACCCCGCUGAGCAGCAUCGCUGGUGCAGCUGCGCAUCGGGGUAUCAGCUCAAGGAUGACCACACCAUGUGUGAGCCUGUAGUGGAGUUCCCCUGUGGAAGAGUGAAGUUUAACUACAUUGAAGCCAAAGCAGACUUCAAUAUUCGGCUCAUUGAUGGAACAGCUGGAAGAAGGGGAGGCAGCCCUUGGCAGAUUAUGCUGCAAAAUACCAAAGGGAAGUUUCUGUGUGGGGGUGUUCUCAUCCAUCCAGCUUGGGUCCUAACAGCAGCACACUGCCUCGAGGAGCACAAGGGGUUCAGAGUUAAACUUGGUAAAUUCCGUUUCCGUCCUGAGGCAGAUGAGCAAACCAUUUGGAUUGAUAAAUGGGUGAUCCAUGAAAAUUACACCAAGACGACCUCAGAUAAUGAUAUAGCCAUGCUGCAUUUGGCUGAGCAUGUGAUGUAUUACAAAUACGCGCUCCCAAUCUGCCUUCCCACCCGCAACCUGGCAGAGCAGGAGCUGAUGAGGAGUGGGAAGCAGAUGGUGGUGACAGGCUGGGGCAGCACAAGCGAGCGUAACACCAGCUACGCCGCUUCCCUCAGGUACAUCGAAAUCCCCAUUGUGCCCCGGAACGAGUGUGCCCAGGCCAUGAGCUUCCCUAUCUCUGACAACAUGCUGUGUGCUGGGAGCCUGGGAGACAGGAAAGAUUCCUGCAGUGGGGACAGCGGAGGCCCUAUGUUCACUAGAUACAAGGAUACUUGGUUUUUGGUAGGACUUGUGAGCUGGGGUGAAGGCUGUGGAAGAAGGGAGAAAUUUGGAGUCUAUACCAAAGUCAGUCAGUACCUUGAGUGGAUCCAGCAUCACAUAGAUAUGUCAGCUCCUUUGAAGGGUUGAUUCUGAUCCAGAGUCUGGAAUGUUGUGGCUCUGGGCUAGUGACAGUAUGCAGUGUAAUGUACUUUCAGAUCUUCAGUAUUAAAUAUUGAGUAUGUGUUAA